AUGAACACAAAUCAGGGCACCCACCGGGCUCUGUGGUUCAUCGCAGGCUGCUUGUUGUUCGUUGCGACGGCGGGGGAGGCUCGGAAUGUGAGCGUGGGGGUGGUGUUGGAUAUGGAGAGCUGGGUUGGGAAGAUGGGGCUGAGCUGCAUCCACAUGUCGCUGUCGGAAUUCUAUCAAGCUAACCCUCACUACAACACUAGGAUUGUUCUUCACCCCAAGGACUCCGCCGGCGAUGUCGUUGGCGCGGCGGCUGCAGCUCUUGACCUCAUAAACAAUCAUAAAGUUGAAGCAAUUUUGGGGCCAACCACUUCAAUGCAGACCAACUUCGUGAUCAAGCUCGCCCACAAAGCUCAUGUCCCCAUCCUUACCUUCACCGCCUCUAGCCCCUCUCUCGCCUCCCACCGCAGCCCCUACUUCUUUCGACUCACCCACACUGACUCUGCCCAAGUUGCCGCUAUCACCGCCUUAGUCAAAGCCUACAAUUGGAGAGAGCUGGUUUUGAUCUACCAAGACGAUGAGUUUGGAGACGGGAUGUCACCCUACUUCAUCCACGCAUUGCAGGGUGUCAAUGCGCGCGUCCCAUAUCAGAGCAUCAUUGAUCCAACGCCUACCGAGGAUCAGAUCGAGGAAGAGCUUUACAAAUUGAUGACAAUGCCGACCAGAGUGUUGUUGGUGCACAUGUUGCCGUCUCUGGCGAUUCGCUUAUUCUCUAAGGCCAAUGAAAUUGGAAUGAUGAGGGAAGGCUACGUUUGGAUUCUGACUGACGCCACCACCAAUUUGCUCGGUUCCAUGAGCUCCUCUGUUUUGAAGUCCAUGGAAGGAGCUUUGGGAGUGAGGACAUAUGUCCCGAAAUCAAUGGAGCUCGACCGUUUCAAAAUUAAAUGGAAACGAAAAUUCAUAGUGGAAAACUCUGUCCCCAACGACCCAUAUUUAGACAUCUUCGGACUGUGGGCCUAUGAUGCAGCUCGAGCACUGGCAAUGGCAGUUGAGAAAACAGGGGCCAAAAACUUCACAUUCCAAAACCCAAAUGGAUCUGAAAAUCUAACCGAUCUUGAAACGUUGGGGGUUUCUCGAAACGGGGAGAAAAUUGGGGAGGCCUUGUCGAAGACGAAGUUCAUGGGGCUGACUGGAAACUACGAGAUCGUGAAUGGGCAGCUGCAAUCGGCGGCAUUUGAGAUUGUGAAUGUGAAUAGUAAUGGGGGAAACAGAGUUGGGUUUUGGAAUCCUGAAAAGGGAUUGUUGAGUAACAAUAUGACAGUGGUUUGGCCGGGGAAUACGGCGGCGGUGCCGAAAGGGUGGGAGUUUCCGACGGCAGGGAAAAGGUUGAGAAUUGGGGUUCCGGUGAAGGAAGGGUAUAGUGAGUUCGUGAAAGGGUAUUGUACGGACGUGUUCAAUGCGGUAAUAGCAACACUUCCAUAUGAUGUUCCAUUUGAUUACAUUCCCUUUGCACUUCCGAAUGGAUCUAGCGCCGGUUCCUACGACGACCUCAUCAUGCAAGUUCACAAAGGGGUCUACGACGGUGCAGUGGGAGACAUAACCAUCAUAGCAAACAGAUCCAAGUACGUUGAUUUCACCUUGCCAUUCACAGAGCCGGGAGUUUCAAUGGUGGUUCCAACACAACCCAACUCCAAGAACAAAGCCUGGCUCUUUCUGAAGCCUCUCACUUUAGACCUUUGGAUCACAAGCUUAUGCUUCUUUGUCUUCACAGGCUUUGUGGUUUGGAUUCUGGAACAUCGAAUCAACCAAGACUUCCGUGGUCCUCCCUCUCAUCAUAUCGGCACCAGCCUCUGGUUCUCCUUUUGCACCAUGGUCUUCGCCCAAAGGGAGACUUUGAUAAGUAAUUUGGCGAGGUUUGUGGUGAUAAUAUGGUUCUUUGUGGUGUUCAUUCUAACUGAGAGCUACAUGGGGAGCUUGACUUCUCUUUUGACGUUGCAACAAUUGCAACCGACCAUUACAAAUAUAAAUCAGCUGUUGAAGAAGCAAUCAUCGGUGGGGUAUCAACAUGGCUCAUUUGUUUGGGAGCUAUUGACUUCUUUGGGGCUUAAGAAUCUCAAGCCUUAUGGGUCUCUUGAGGAACUCGACAAGUUGUUCAAACUAGGAAGCUCCAAUGAUGGAAUUGAUGUUGCUUUUGAUGAAAUCCCUUAUAUUAAGCUCUUCCGUCGCAAGUUUCCUAAUAAGUACACCAUGGUUGAUCCCAAUUAUAAAACAGAUGGAUUUGGAUUUGCAUUUCCCAUUGGUUCACUGUUGGUGGCAGACAUAUCAAGAGCAAUUUUGCACGUGACAGAGAGUGAGAAGAUCAACCAAUUACAUAAGGAAUGGUUUAGUGAUCAAGCCAACUCCUGGUCUUCCAUCCCAAAGGUUACUUCUUCCGAGCUCAGCAUGAACAACUUUUGGGGUCUAUUCCUCAUUGUUGGAGUUGUUGCCAUUACUGUUCUCCUCGUCUACUUCGUCAUUUUUCUUUACAAAGAAAAACACACACUUGGUCGCACCGCCAAUGAAGGCUCCAACUUCUCGAUUGGAAAUAAGAUACGAGCACUACUCAAAAUCUAUGAUCAAAAAGACUUAACUUCGCACACGUUUAAAAAGAGUAAUCCUCCUAAGGUAGUAGACAACAAGAUUUAUCCGAUCCACGAUGACUCCGUUGGCAUCUCACCGAACUCAAAUUAUCCAUCAAGUCCAUCGAAUUAUUCGGUUCAUGACACGAUCUAUGAGUCCUUUGAGUCUGGAGAUUUGAGUCCGAAUAAUCAAAUUGUCGAAAUGGUGAUCCAUACAAUAACGGAGGUCACUCCCCCAAACGAGGAGUAG
Molecule: messenger RNA, 2805 nt
Organism: Cucurbita maxima (winter squash)
Lineage: Eukaryota; Viridiplantae; Streptophyta; Magnoliopsida; Cucurbitales; Cucurbitaceae
Product: glutamate receptor 2.7-like
Exons: 6
Coding region: 1-2805 (934 amino acids)
Cellular component (GO): plasma membrane
Molecular function (GO): glutamate-gated receptor activity
Source: RefSeq, a predicted model, not a curated record